Messenger RNA from Diachasmimorpha longicaudata, 8777 nucleotides. RefSeq names its product calcium-activated potassium channel slowpoke (gene slo). Gene Ontology annotation, biological process: potassium ion transmembrane transport. Gene Ontology annotation, cellular component: postsynaptic membrane. The coding region runs from base 2070 to 5564 and encodes 1164 amino acids. The record is from RefSeq and is a predicted model, not a curated record. The transcript has 28 exons. Lineage: Eukaryota; Metazoa; Arthropoda; Insecta; Hymenoptera; Braconidae. Gene Ontology annotation, molecular function: large conductance calcium-activated potassium channel activity.
AGUCCAUGUGCGAUCGUUCGUCCUCGAGGAUUCCAUCGACAUUCUGGAUAGUUUCAUUAACCUUCAACAAAAAAAAAACAUCACCUCAACCUCUGCAAAAAAAAUCACUAGAAUGAACAAUAACUUUCCGAGCAGAACCCGCGUAUUCUUUUGCCACCCAGAAAGUGAAUAAUUCGAUUAUAAAUAAACAAAUAUCCCAGCAGUCCCCAGUGUCAUCAACGUAGCAUCGAGAAUCGAACAUUUUCAAUCAAUAAAAAAAAUACUGAAGGCAAAACCAUCACGCGAUAUAUUUAUUUGAAAAUCAAUAGUGCACCCCGCGUCGAAAUAAUGACAAUGAAAUAAUUGAACAUUUCUCGGAAUAAGUCCCAGUGGCGGAAAGAGAAAAUUCUCAAAGCCCAGCAGUUCACCUCCGAUAACGGGAUGUUGUGCACGCGCAGGUGACAGAAAGCUCAAACGCCGGCGCGUAACGAAGUCCCUCUCGGUGUGACUCGAGUGUCCUCGGUGAUUCAGGGGUGUCCCAACCCCCGAUAAACUGAUAACCCCCGAAGUAAAAAAAUUUCCGUCUACGAAUCCCCCGAUAACUCCCCAAGUCAACGAUCCAAAGUCCAAAAAGCUCCCAUCGAGCUCCUCAAAACCUCCAAAUUUCCCCCGAAACGCCAAAACAAUAGAACUAAAAAUGUCAAAGCAUGUGGGGUUGCACGUGAAUUAUUCGAGAGGGCGCGCCUCAAGUCUCUACGUCACGAAAAGCUCCGAGCUUAUUGGUGGCGGUACCAUUGUUGCGUAUUGAUUGCCACAGACUGUGUUAGUGUACGUUAAAAAAACUUUUUAUCCAGAGGGUAGUGUUACCACUGGUUUCGUAUCGUUGGUGUGUGCCCGCGCGUUUCCCGAUGGCAUGGAUGAGUAAACGAUAGAGAACAUUGAAGAUCCUCGAAAAAAACAUUAUAAUCAUCCCCUGACCUCCGAGCGCAAGCCCCUGGAUGACUCCGAGUGAGUGCAAUAACAAAUAUUGUGACAAAACAGUGAUUUUACAUUUAUUUACUGGAGCGAUUGGGAAUUUGAAAUUAAAUUGGCCCUUCGGUGGUCGGUGAGAGGGGGUGAGAAAUCCACCAGUGAACCAGUGGGCGAGCUAGGUAACCCCACUCGCGACAAUAAACCCUUGUUGCCGUGGGGGAUACCCUCCUCAGUGGUGGUGGUAAAACUGGAGUAGGAGAAAACUACAAGAGGAUAAAGGGGGAAUGGUUUGUACUAAAAGGUGGAUGGAUAAAGGAGUACGGAGAGGUGGUGUUGUAGGGUGUAUGUGUGAAUUGUGUUGGUGAAGAAUUCUAGUGGAGGGUUUCCUCGUCCCCGUUCGUACGGGCGACCUCCUUCGCCACGCGCGAAGGCCAGUGCGGAUUGUCACGAGAUACGUUGAGUUUUUAUCAUCUGACAGUAAUUAUCGCAUUAUAAUUUGUUAAUUCAAUCGAAAGGGAAAAAUCACGAGUGCUAGGUACAUUUUGGGUGUUGAGGAUUGAGGGGUGAGUGCGUUGGCUUUGAUAAUUCAGUGUUGAUGAAUGGGGGCCUUUUGUCGUACUCAAGUACAAUUUUAAUCGUCUUAUUUGAAAUUUUGAGAGCUUCUGGCCUGUCAGGAGGCGACUCGCGCAACCUUGUGACUUCCGGGUCAACGCUAGACGUGGAAAGCGCAAGCGGGGUCCUCACUUCACUGGGUUAUGUGUAUAUAAUACUUGUGUAUGUGUUUCAUGUAACAUUUAUCCUAAUGCCGCACUCAGUAGUGAAUAUUUUCGAGUGAUUAGUGGAAAUAAACAGUAUAAUUUAUUGACAGUGAGGUGUUAUGUGACGAGAAAGAGAAUAUUACGGGGAUAAAUAGUGGAUUGUUUAUUUUCAUUCGGUUUACUUUGUGCUGAAAAAUGAAAACAAAUUGCCGAUGAUUACAAUCGAAUGGGAUAACGUGUAAUUGUGUGGGCUGGGCUGUUGAUACAAAUUAUGAAGCAUCAUCGAAUCAAACGUCUACAGCGUGUGGCUGGCCGAAGGGGCCGGUGAAUGUGUGACCCGGGGGGCAGAGAUCUGCCGGAAUGACGACGGAAUGCGACGGGUCGACCGAGCGGCCUCCGGUAGACGACUGCCUCUCUGAACGAAAAUGGUGGUGCUUCCUAUUAUCGAGUAUAUUCACAUUUCUCGCUGGACUCCUUAUUGUACUCCUGUGGCGUGCGUUCGCCUUUCUCUGGUGUCGAAAAGAGCCUGAAUUUUCUCCCAAUGAUCCGAAGCAGAAGGAGCAAAAAGCCGCCCGACAGGGCAAGGAGUUUGAGGGGACUUUUAUGACAGAGGCUAAGGAUUGGGCCGGCGAACUCAUAUCCGGUCAGACUACCACUGGACGAAUUCUGGUGGUAUUGGUCUUUAUCCUCAGCAUAGCAUCGCUCAUAAUAUAUUUCAUCGAUGCCUCCAACGAAGAAGUCGAGCGUUGCCAGAAGUGGAGCAACAACACUACUCAGCAGAUAGACUUAGCUUUCAAUAUAUUUUUUAUGGUCUACUUUUUUAUACGCUUUAUCGCCGCCAGUGACAAGCUGUGGUUCAUGCUGGAGAUGUACUCGUUCGUGGAUUAUUUUACGAUACCACCGUCUUUCGUAUCGAUCUAUCUUGAUCGUACGUGGAUCGGGCUGAGAUUUCUCAGAGCCCUACGACUGAUGACGGUCCCUGACAUCCUCCAGUACCUUAACAUUCUAAAAACAUCGAGCUCCAUUCGUCUCGCCCAACUCGUCUCCAUAUUCAUCUCAGUCUGGUUGACAGCUGCUGGUAUCAUUCAUCUGCUUGAAAACUCAGGGGACCCAUUCGAGUUCGUGAAUCCACAACCGCUCUCUUAUUGGACAUGCGUGUACUUCCUAAUUGUUACAAUGUCAACGGUAGGAUACGGCGAUGUUUACUGCCAGACUAUUCUCGGCCGCACAUUCCUAGUAUUUUUUCUACUCGUCGGUUUGGCCAUAUUCGCCAGUUGUAUCCCCGAGAUAAUUGACCUGAUCGGGACGCGAAACAAGUACGGCGGCACUUUGAAGAACGAGCGAGGUCGCAGACACAUUGUUGUUUGCGGUCACAUCACCUACGAGUCAGUUUCCCACUUCCUCAAGGAUUUUUUGCACGAGGAUCGUGAGGAUGUCGACGUCGAAGUGGUCUUCUUGCACAGAAAAGAACCGGAUCUUGAAUUGGAGGGUCUCCUGAAGAGGCAUUACACCACCGUGGAGUUUUUUCAGGGAACUAUGAUGAAUGCUGUGGAUCUAGAGCGUGUCAAGGUUCAUGAGGCAGACGCCUGUCUGGUACUUGCUAAUAAGUACUGCCAGGAUCCAGACGCUGAGGAUGCGGCAAAUAUUAUGCGUGUCAUCUCCAUUAAAAAUUAUUCGGAUGACAUACGCGUUAUCAUUCAGUUGAUGCAAUAUCACAACAAGGCCUAUUUAUUAAACAUUCCAUCGUGGGACUGGAAACAAGGAGACGACGUGAUAUGCCUCGCUGAACUGAAACUCGGCUUCAUCGCUCAGUCCUGCUUGGCGCCGGGCUUCAGUACGAUGAUGGCAAACUUGUUUGCCAUGAGAUCCUUCAAGACGUCGCCCGAUAUGCAGGCAUGGCAGAAUGACUACCUCCGUGGCACCGGAAUGGAGAUGUACACCGAGAAACUGAGCCCUACCUUCAUUGGAAUGCCCUUUACCAAAGCCACCGAGUUAUGCUUCACGAAAUUGAAACUAUUACUUCUGGCUAUCGAGAUAAAGGGCGAAGCGGGUGCGGACAGCAAGAUCUCCAUAAAUCCACGUGGUGCCAAGAUCGCUGCUAAUACUCAGGGAUUUUUCAUUGCUCAAUCGGCCGAUGAGGUCAAACGUGCAUGGUUUUACUGCAAAGCUUGCCACGAAGACAUCAAGGACGAGACACUCAUCAAGAAGUGCAAAUGCAAAAACUUGGGGCAGCAGCAGCGCUCCUGGGGCCGGGACUUAGUGGCAACAUUCCGGAAGGGCGUGAAGACCGUUCAGAUGGUCGGAAGAGCAAGUGAAGACUACUCGUACGCAAACGACCAUCAUCCUCCCCCCACAUUCACUCCGCCAGAACUGCCCAAGAUGGUUCACGUGAGAGGUGAAAUCAGUCGAGAACGAGAUGAUCCAAAUGCUAUGAGGAAUCACCGAAACUCCGUAGGAAUGACAACAAUGAAUUCAACAAAGCAAGUGAAUAAAGUCAAGCCAAAUGUCAACAGAACAACCAGUGAUAAUUUGUCCAGUCCAAACCAUCCGUACAAUCAGAGAUCGCAAGAGGAGUCGGCAUACUCUGGCUACCAUCUCGCCUACGAAGUCAAAAAACUCAUGCCUACGAACAGAGCAUCCGGAGGCUCAAAUGUUAAUAACAACGGUGGUCUGCAGAUUGGCAUUGCCGAUGAUCAGGCCAAAGAUUUUGACUUUGAAAAAACUGAAAUGAAGUACGAUUCAACGGGCAUGUUCCAUUGGAGUCCAGCCCGCAAUCUCGAAGACUGUAUACUGGAUCGUAAUCAGGCAGCAAUGACUGUGCUAAAUGGACACGUUGUUGUAUGCCUUUUUGCUGAUCCUGAUUCACCAUUAAUUGGACUGAGAAACCUUGUCAUGCCAUUACGAGCUUCCAAUUUUCAUUACCACGAGCUUAAACAUGUAGUUAUAGUUGGAUCGGUUGACUAUAUACGACGCGAGUGGAAGAUGCUACAAAAUUUGCCAAAAAUUUCAGUGCUCAAUGGUUCACCAUUGAGCAGAGCAGAUCUACGUGCAGUUAAUGUCAAUCUCUGUGACAUGUGUUGCAUCCUGUCGGCAAAAGUGCCUAGCAACGAUGAUCCAACCCUCGCCGACAAGGAGGCCAUUCUCGCGUCCCUUAAUAUCAAGGCCAUGACAUUUGAUGAUACAAUCGGAGUACUCAGUCAAGUUGGCAGCCCCAUUGUACUGCAACGACGUGGCUCAGUUUAUGGCGCAAACGUGCCAAUGAUCACUGAGCUCGUCAAUGACAGUAAUGUACAGUUUCUCGACCAGGACGACGACGAUGAUCCCGAUACAGAGCUCUACCUCACCCAACCGUUUGCAUGCGGCACUGCCUUCGCUGUCAGCGUACUCGACUCUCUAAUGUCUACGACCUAUUUCAAUCAGAACGCAUUGACGCUAAUUCGAUCGUUGAUCACUGGAGGUGCGACACCCGAAUUGGAAUUGAUUUUAGCCGAAGGGGCUGGAUUAAGAGGUGGUUACAGUACGGCGGACAGUCUGGCAAACAGAGAUCGCUGUCGCGUAGGUCAAAUCUCACUGUACGAUGGGCCAUUGGCUCAGUAUGGUGAGGCUGGCAAGUACGGCGAUCUCUUUGUUGCGGCACUAAAAUCAUACGGAAUGCUGUGCAUUGGUCUAUACAGGUACAGGUUUCGUGAUACUAGCUCGUCUUGUGAAGCCUCAUCGAAGCGCUAUGUCAUUACAAAUCCACCUGAUGAUUUUACGCUAUUACCUACGGAUCAGGUUUUCGUGCUUAUGCAGUUCGACCCUGGUCUCGAGUAUCGACCGAACAGAGGGGCACGAGGAAAGGACGAUGCCUCCUGACUGUUGCUGUGUAGCGCCCUCACAGACGGACCCUACUCCUACAUUUAAUUCCACGUAGGAAGGCUGUCGUGCCACCUUGUCACCCAUGCAAAGAAAUAUCUGCGUCUUCAUCUACCCCGAACCUCAAUCCCACCCCAAAAAAAAACAAUUACUUUAUUUUUCCUCAUUCAAUCACAUCAAACUCGUCACAUUUUUUUUCAAACAUUCACACUUCAGGAAAAAGGAGCUCCUCAGAGCUUCUGAAAACUAGUGAUUUCGAAAUGGCAAUCAUGAGUUUGAAGGAUGUAUCAAUGAAGACGAGAGGAUUAUUGAACGGUGGCACGAUGGAGGGUCUGGAGGGCUGCUACACGUUGCCAAUGUCACGAGGUUAACCCAAAAUUAGGAAUAAAAUAGGCUCGAAGAACAAUGUAUGAGAAUGGAGGUGCUAACGCUUACAAAAGCAAGAGAUGAUCAAGUCUGAUCAGCGAUGGAAUCGAUAUGAAGAAGACAAUCCUCGCCAACAGUUAGCCGUUGCCACGAAAAACAUCAGCAACAAGAUGUUAUGAAGCUGAAGAAGAUGGACGUCUUCGCGAUAGUGCGGGAGAAGUUGAAUGAAGAACGUCAACCUCGCAAAUACUAUGAAGCAUUCAAUUAACCAGAGACGCAAUUCGUGAUUAAACGUGAUUACAAACUUGUCGAUUGUGAAUAACACAAUCGAUCAAAAUUUCAUGGGGGAUGAGUUGAAUCAAUCCAUGAUAAAAGCCAUAGAUGAGAGUGCGCGGGACUUAUUCAUGUAAUCUUUACCUCGUGUGUCUUGUUUAAUGAUUAAAAUCCGCUAAAAAAGUUAAUGAAAAACUCUGAAUGAAGCACUUUGUACAGGUAGUUUACGCAUAUGUACGUAUUUGGCUGUGAAAAAUACUUACAAAUUCGUGAACUAAUUAAUUAUAGAUAAUUACAAAAAAUGAAUCGCCCUUUUCCACAAAUGACUUUGAGUAAAGAAUAAUAAUUAUAUUAAGAGAAAAAAACAUACGGAAUGAAAAAAAAACACAAUUACGUAAAAUCAGUUAUAUAUCGAUAUGUAUACAUCAUAGGUACAUAUUCGUAUAUAUUAAUUAUUAUACAUGAAGGAAAAAUCAUAUAAAUAGACACUCUCUCUUUUAUAUAUUUUUGUGAAACUCACGUGUGUAUAUAUACGGACGUACAUAUUAUACAUAAAAUUAUUAAUGAAAAUAUUGAGAAAUGGACAUACACAGUUGGACGUUUCACAAUUGUGUUGAAGUGUAAUAAUGUCAUUAAUUUGCCGGCAAAAAAAUAAUAAUUAAACUUCACAUUGGCAUUAUUAGAAAACAAACCUACGAAAAAAAUCAAAUGAAAAGAAAAUUCAUGCGCACGUUGAAAUUCACGUUCAUCACCCAGGACUGGGAAAUGGGUGGGGGGUACAAAAAAAAACGAAAAAUUUAGGUGUUAGGUGGGGAGACAUGGGUGGUAGACCAUUAGAGAUUAAAUGUUUUUUUUUUCAAAUUGAAAUCGAUGUUACAGAGGACAAUGAAAUUGUGUGAAAAAUUCAUGAAUCGUUUUAAUUGAAUUUAAAAAUCAUCAGAAAUUAAUGAAAAAUGACAGAAACUAGCCGUGGUAGACUGCUGCUGUGUUCGUAUAUGCAUACCCGUGUAUAACUGCUGCCGCUGCCGCUAAUUUAUGCUGCUGCUGUUGCAAUAUCCACGUGCACUGUUCACUGCCACCGCAGUUCGUGUUAUCAUCUUAUAUUAAUGGGGGAAAAGAGAAAAUUUAUGAUGAAAAAAAAAACACUUUUUAAGAUACAGAAAUUUAUAUACUAUUGGUAUUAGAGGCGAAAGGGAUUCAAUAUCUUGGUGCUGAUUCAAUAAUAAAAUAUUGAAAAAUGUCAUUCCUCUCGUUUGCGUGAGAAUGUAGAACUUGUUGAUUAAAUGUACGGAUUUUUCAUUGAGAAAAAUUAUCGCGACUCGGUGGAGAAAAGGGUAUGAGAUUUCAAUUCAAAUUUUGGGAUUGGUUUUCGAUGGAAUAAUCCCACCCCCCGGUCGACAAAUGUAUAAUUUUUCAUUCUAGAGAACCAAAAUAUCGCCGUCAAUCUCCUCGGGGCAGAAUCAUUCAAUCAUUUUAUUCGAAAUUAUUAUACGUUUUACUACACUUUAUCUUUCUUACCUCAGGGAGAUUGAAAAUAUGCGCAUUAGAUUUUUUGCAGAUCCGAUCAUUAGAUGAAAAUUCAAAAAGUCUUGAGUAGAAAUAUUAUGAUCGUGAUUACGACACCGCUGAGAGAAUUUUUGUUCUUCUGAAAAACUUAUCACAAUUUUUUAAAUUUAAAUAAUAGAAAUUUUUCGUUACUACAUUGAAAUCCUGUUUUUCAAUAAGUCAACUAGAAAAAUAAUUUAUCAUACUUGAUAAGGGGCAACUUCUCUAUUUUUUUUUUAAAUAAGAAUUUUAUUUUAAUUGAAUAUUCAAAUGAAAGAAAAUUCUCAAGUGGUAGGAGAAGCAAUUAUUCACGCACUCUCUUUAAUAAUUAAAUCAUGCACCCAAUCAAAUUCAUUCAUCGUUUACCAUUAAUUCUCUUCGUGCCAUUGUUUAAAAAAUGGUGAGAAUUUUGCGCGUAUGUAUGACGUAUGUGUCUGAUGAAUAAAAUUAAUUAUACAGAGGUGAAAAUUAAGAUGAGAUUAAACACAUGAGAAAUUUAAAAGAAAAAAUGAAUCCAAAUGUUACUGGGGUUAUACAAGAUGUAUAAAGGUAAAUUAAAUGAAGAAAAAAAAUGGCGCGCAGAGCGUACGCCACCUUCAAUGCCUCAUUGAGCCUCAUCUAAUGCUUUUUUAUCUGUACAUUUACAAUUUGUGUACCAAUGAGGAACGUUGUUUAAUCAUGUUGUUGAUGUUAUUGUUAAAGAAUGAGAUUCAAUAUUGUAAAUAACUAUAUAUUCAUUAUAAUUGAUGAUAAAAAUAAUUAUAUACAUAAAAAAAUGGAAAAAAGUCGGAAGAAACCUGAAACCUAUCUGUCCCAUGUGUUUCAGGUAAUAUGUGCCCCACGAGUGGAAGAAAAAACAAAAAAAUACAAAAAAAAAUGAACACUUUUUUUUAUAAGCGUCUGAACCAAAGCCCCUGAAACCCCAAUGUUCACGAGAGAAAAAUGGAAAAAUGUGUAAUGUGAUCGUUAUUGUGUAACAAAUGGAAGAAGUCUUGAAAAAAUUCAAAUUACACGCAUGAAUUUUACGUA